Medicago truncatula (barrel medic) is the source of this 2550-nucleotide messenger RNA. RefSeq lists its product as uncharacterized. The transcript has 8 exons. The record is from RefSeq and is a predicted model, not a curated record. Gene Ontology annotation, molecular function: protein binding. The coding region runs from base 55 to 2460 and encodes 801 amino acids. Gene Ontology annotation, cellular component: membrane. Lineage: Eukaryota; Viridiplantae; Streptophyta; Magnoliopsida; Fabales; Fabaceae.
UUAGAUCCCAAGUUCAUAUUUAUCUAGAGUAACUUCACAUUUGAUUAACGUAAAAUGAAAUCCACGAGUGUUCCCUCCUCGGUUGGAAUAGUUCCUGAAGUACUGACCUUUGAUAACUAUGAAAGAUGGAGUGUUCUUAUGAAAAAUUAUCUGAUGGGGCAAGGUCUGUGGGAUGUUAUCAGUGGUGAUUCUGCUGAGGCUUUCUUGGAAGAGAAUUCUGAAGCAUUGAAGCACUUGAGCAACAAAAAAGGCAAAAAGUUUGAAGCCACCCCAGAUAUUGAGCAAGGACUCGUUGACGCUCACCAAAGUGUUUCUGAAGCUUGUCAAAGAGAGGUUUCAUUUAAGAUGAAGAAUGCAAAAGCUUUGCAUAUUAUUCAACUAUCAUGUGGACGACAGAUUCAGGAAGAGCUUUGUCAUUUUGAAUUAGCCAAAGAUGCAUGGAGUCACUUGUCAGUGGUUUAUGGCAAAACUUUAAAAAUCAAUCUAGAUAAACUGCAGCAAGAUGAUGAUGAUAUAGUUAGCGUGAAACAUAAAGAGCUAUUCAGGAUGGUGGAGAGAGGUGAUCUUAUUGAAGAUAUCAAAAUAGAUCAGAAUGUAUAUGAUGAUAUAACCUCUACUUCAGCUAGGACGCUACUUCACAUUGCAGUAAAUGCUGGAAAUCUGAAAAAUGUGGAAAUGUUGGUGAGAGAAGGGAGAGAUGAGUUUGUAACAAAGCAAGAUAGGUAUGGGGACACAGCUCUUGCUCUUGCAGCUUGUUAUAAUGCAAAAAUAGAUAUAGUUAAGUGUAUGGUAGAUAGCAAAAUGGGUCAGAUGUUGCUGAUGAAGCAUAAUACAAACGGAGAACUCCCCGUUCAUAUGGCUGCCGGUAAAGGACACAAAAAAAUGACUAGUUUUCUUUACUCAGAAACUCCUGGAGAAGUGUUCAAAAAAGACUCACGAUAUCGAGUUUUGCUUCUUGACCGAUGUAUCACGGCCGAAGUAUUUGAUGUGGCUUUGAAGUUACUCAAACUUUACCCAGAUGAUCUAUUUCAUGAAGCCUCGUAUGGUGAAAUCAACGACGAAGAACAAAAGGAGGAAUCCAACAAGUUCUCCACCUUAGUUUCAUUGGCUAAAUUUAAAUUGCACCCUAAUUUUCCAAACAGACGAUUCCUUCAACCUGCAAAAUACUUCAUUUAUAAUCAUUUAAGCCUAAAACAAUUUGAAGACAACUAUGGGAUUCCCGAAUCCGAAAUUUUAGAGUAUAUACGGUUGAUUUAUGUCGAUAGAAGUGUACAUGCGACAUCAUCUUCUGUAAAAUGUUGGUCAGCACCUGGCUUUCUCAUGGUUUCGAAGUUUCUGUUUCUGCCUAUAAAACUAUUGGAUCGACUACUUCAUAAAUUUGCAUACUUGUUGGUUAAAGUUUUCAAGUAUCUAGAUAUAUUUGGAACAAGGGAAAUAUAUGCAAGAAAAUAUACCUUAUAUGAAGUUGUGGGAAUAAUAAAAUACUUGAUCCAAAAUCUUAAAGGAUUUAAUGGUUUAGGGCUCAGACAAGCUUCAGCACAUGAAGCCAUGUUAUAUGCAGCCCAGAAUGGAAUAAUUACAUUGAUAAAUGCUAUGAGGAAUGCUAAUCCUUAUCUACUUGCAGUCACUGAUAACAGUGGUAGAGGCAUACUUUGGUAUGCAAUUCUGAAUCGCAGAAGAUAUGUUUUCCAACUCAUAUAUUCUCUCAAUGGAUUGGAGAAGGAGAUGAUUAAAUAUCGCACAGACUCGGUUGAUAAUAAUCUGCUGCACAUGGCAGCUCUUUUAGUUCCUUCAUCUAUCCGUGGUGGCAUAUGGGGUCCUGCUAUGCAAGUACAAAGAGAAAUUCAAUGGUUUAAGGCGGUGGAGGAAGUUGUGCAUCCCAUGUGCAAGGAAGCCAGAAAUGAGGAUGGUAAGAAGCCUUAUGAUGUAUUCAUUGAAAGCCAUGAAGAGCUAGUGAAAGCUGCAGAGAAAUGGACAAAAGACACAGCUAGUUGUUAUAUAGCUGUGGCUUCUCUCGUCCUUACUGUUAUGUUUGCAGCAGCCUUUACUAUCCCUGGUGGAAACAAUCAACAAAUUGGUACACCCAUCUCCUUAGAUCAAAAUACAUUUAAAAUGUUUCUCUUAGCUGAUUCGGUAUCUAUCAUCACUUCCGCCACUUCAGUCUUGUUUUUCAUUUCGAUUCUCACAUCGAGUUGCCAUGCAAUAGAUUUCCUCAAGGUCUUGCCCGUGAAGUUAAUAACCGGCCUCACACUCCUUCUUUUCUCUGUUUGUUCCAUGAUGGUUGCAUUUUAUGCUGCACUUAAUAUGAUCUUAAAGCAAAAUCAGACCGGCUCUAGGGUGGUUGUUCUAGGACCCAUCUUGUCCCUUGGUAGUGUUCCAGUUUUCAUUCUCCUAGCAUCUCAGAUACGUUUCAUCUCGAGGGUUUUAUAUUUUACGAUGAAAAAUCGCAUUAAGGGAUGAUAUAUGCCAGAAAUGGUAUUUCAAGAAAAGUCUAAUGUGAGUGAUUGACACUUUGCAAGUGAAUAAUGUUCUUUUUUGAAUAUUUCCUUC